This is a messenger RNA of Penicillium arizonense, 936 nucleotides long. RefSeq names its product endo-1,4-beta-xylanase. NCBI's taxonomy places the organism in Eukaryota, Fungi, Ascomycota, Eurotiomycetes, Eurotiales, Aspergillaceae. Gene Ontology annotation, biological process: carbohydrate metabolic process. Gene Ontology annotation, molecular function: hydrolase activity, hydrolyzing O-glycosyl compounds. The record is from RefSeq and is a predicted model, not a curated record. The transcript is spliced from 9 exons. The coding region runs from base 1 to 936 and encodes 311 amino acids.
AUGGUUCAAAUCAAGGCAGCUGCUCUGGCUAUUCUUUUCGCUGGCCAAGUGCUUUGUGAACCUGUUGAACCCCGACAGGCCUCUGUGAGCAUCGAUGCCAAGUUCAAGGCCCACGGGAAGAAAUAUUUCGGAAGUAUUGGGGAUCAGUACUCUUUGAACAAAAACGCAAAGACCCCGGCAAUCAUCAAGGCCGAUUUUGGUCAACUCACUCCGGAGAACAGUAUGAAGUGGGAUGCUACUGAGCCAAACCGAGGGCAAUUCUCUUUCACGGGAUCGGACUAUCUGGUCAACUUUGCUCAGUCAAAUGGGAAGCUGAUUCGUGGCCAUACUCUCGUGUGGCACUCCCAGCUCCCGUCUUGGGUCUCUUCCAUCAGAGACAGAACGACUCUGAUCAAUGUCAUGAAGAACCACAUUACCACGGUGAUGAAUCGUUACAAGGGUAAGAUCUAUGCCUGGGACGUCGUGAACGAAAUUUUCAACGAAGAUGGCUCGCUACGUAACAGCGUCUUCUUCAAUGUCAUCGGUGAAGACUUUGUACGGAUCGCUUUCGAAACAGCUCGUGCUACAGACCCAAAUGCAAAGCUCUACAUAAAUGACUAUAACCUGGAUUCCGCCUCCUAUCCUAAAUUGAACGGUAUGGUCAGCCAUGUCAAGAAAUGGAUUGCUGCCGGUGUCCCAAUCGACGGAAUUGCUCUGAACGCCCUAGCCAGUGCAGGAACAAAGGAGAUUGCCGUCACUGAACUUGAUAUUGCUGGCGCCAGCUCUACCGACUAUGUAAAUGUUGUCAAGGCUUGCCUGAACCAGCCAAAGUGUGUUGGAAUCACGGUCUGGGGAGUGGCUGAUCCGGAUUCGUGGCGCUCUAGCUCCAGCCCGUUGCUAUUCGAUGGGGGCUAUAAUCCCAAGGCUGCAUACAACGCUAUCGCAAAUACCCUUUAA